ACGAACUCACAUUUGUCCCACCGAACUCUCUAAAGGUCACUUUCCACUCCAAUAUAAACAAACAAACACAUCUCCAAACUCAUACUUGCUCUUUCAAACUUUCCACUUCUUUUCAGUUCUUUCUCAUUCAUUCACUUCAUUCUUGUUCAACUAAUAAAAAUGUCAGCGGUGAAUAUGUCCACCAUGAGACUUCCGACAGCUUCUUUGCACGGAACGGCUUCCUCUAGGACAUCUUGUGCUCUUCUGAAGAAUCCAUCAACUUUGAGAUCUGUGAAGAAUGUGUCCAAAAGAUUUGGACUAAAAUCUUCCUCAUUUAGAAUCUCAGCAAUGGCAGUAUACAAAGUGAAACUGAUUCAACCAGAUGGUACAGAGAACGAAUUUGAUGCCCCCGAUGACUAUUACAUUCUGGAUUCAGCUGAAGAAGCUGGAGUGGAGCUACCUUACUCAUGCAGAGCUGGUGCAUGUUCUACCUGUGCCGGCCAAGUGGUUUCGGGUUCUGUUGAUCAGUCUGAUCAAUCUUUCCUCGACAAGCAGCAAAUUGAGAAGGGUUAUCUUCUCACAUGUGUCUCAUACCCAAAAUCAGAUACUGUGAUCUACACACACAAGGAGGAAGAACUCUGCUAAGUGAUAUAUGAUUUUUGUUAGUUUUGCUUUGAUUAUGUGUCAUGUAGCUUAUUAUUGUGAAACUCUUGCUGUUUGUGUAACUUAAUGAUCAUUGUAGGAAAUAAAGAAAGGAAACAAUUUAUAGGAGAUAAGUUUGUUUUUAAAAUGUACUAUUACUAGUAGCCUAGUUUGAUGCAGUGGAAGAUUUAUUCUCACGUAUAUGCUGCUGUGGCAAUUGAACUUUGGUGUGUAACUUGGUCUUCUUCUUUUAUAUGUUAUUAAAACUUGGAAGCAUCGGAUUCCAUCAAAA
This is a messenger RNA of Medicago truncatula (barrel medic), 913 nucleotides long. Its product is annotated as ferredoxin, root R-B1. Gene Ontology annotation, biological process: electron transport chain. Lineage: Eukaryota; Viridiplantae; Streptophyta; Magnoliopsida; Fabales; Fabaceae. The record is from RefSeq and is a predicted model, not a curated record. Gene Ontology annotation, molecular function: electron transfer activity; 2 iron, 2 sulfur cluster binding. Gene Ontology annotation, cellular component: plastid. The transcript is spliced from 2 exons. Bases 160 to 624 code for a protein of 154 amino acids.